AUGGUUAACACUGAGGCAGCUAGAAUCGCUGUCGGCAUCAUUGGGAAUAUCAUCUCUAUUGGCUUAUUUGCCUCCCCAAUCCCAACAUUCAUUAAAAUAACGAAGGCAAAAUCAGUGGAAGAUUUCAAGCCAGACCCUUAUGUAGCAACUGUAAUCAAUUGUGCAAUGUGGUGUUUCUACGGUUUUCCCUUUGUCCAUCCGGACAGCUUUCUUGUCUUCACAAUCAAUGGCUGUGGAUUAAUAAUCGAGAUCGUCUACGUUACCAUCUUCUUCCUAUACUCUCCCUGGUCAAAGCGUCGGAAGAUCCUCAUUGCUCUUGUGAUUGAAAUCAUCUUCUUUGCCUGCGUAGUUUUCGUUACCCUACAUUUUUUCCAUACCACCAAACAUAGAUCCACGAUUGUCGGGAUAGUGUGUAUUGUCCUCAAUGUAUUGAUGUAUGCUUCACCCUUGACCGUCAUGCGCAUGGUGAUUAGAACAAGGAGUGUGAGGUACAUGCCAUUCACUCUAUCAGUAGCCAACUUCUGCAAUGCUGUCGUUUGGAUGAUUUAUGCCCUCCUCAAAUUUGAUCUCUUCAUCUUGAUUCCCAAUGGUUUGGGAACUUUUUUUGGUUUGGUGCAGCUCAUACUGUAUGCCAGCUACUACAGGUCGACCCAAUGGGACAGAAGAGCUCGGGAGGCAGAACUCUUUUAUGCAUAA
Messenger RNA from Corylus avellana, 696 nucleotides. It is a transcript of the gene ATVEX1, whose product is annotated as Nodulin MtN3 family protein. Gene Ontology annotation, molecular function: sugar transmembrane transporter activity. Gene Ontology annotation, cellular component: membrane. Lineage: Eukaryota; Viridiplantae; Streptophyta; Magnoliopsida; Fagales; Betulaceae. Gene Ontology annotation, biological process: carbohydrate transport. The record is from RefSeq and is a predicted model, not a curated record.